Messenger RNA from Syzygium oleosum, 2096 nucleotides. RefSeq names its product putative pectinesterase/pectinesterase inhibitor 45. NCBI's taxonomy places the organism in Eukaryota, Viridiplantae, Streptophyta, Magnoliopsida, Myrtales, Myrtaceae. Gene Ontology annotation, molecular function: pectinesterase activity; pectinesterase inhibitor activity. Gene Ontology annotation, biological process: cell wall modification. The record is from RefSeq and is a predicted model, not a curated record. Bases 181 to 1953 code for a protein of 590 amino acids. The transcript is spliced from 3 exons.
UAAGGACGAGGCAGCAGCUUGAUCCUGAAACUCCCCCGGACGCCAUUAAACCUUUGCGCGGCUUGCCUUGCUCUCUCUGCCUUAGCUUUUCCUCUAAGGCAGGGAGAUCAGAGAAACCUUCCCCGCCUCUCGAAAAGGGAAUUAUCGCGAAGAUAAAGAGAUAAAGGAGGAGGUGAAAAGAUGGCGUUCCAGGACUUCGAUCACUUGUCGGAGCGGCGACGGGCCGAGAGGCAGCAGAAGAUGAGGAAACGGAUCGCGAUCGCGGUGGUCUCGUCUCUCGCCCUCGCCGGGGUCGUGGCCGGCCUCGUCAUCGCCGUCGUGCAGAGGUCGGGCGGGGGCGGCAGCGCCGCCGGCGCGACCCCGGCCGAGCCGGUUAGUCAGAUUUCCCACUCCCAAAAGAUGAUAAAGAUGAUAUGCUCCUCGACGGAUUACCAGGAAACUUGCACGAACACCUUCGAAAAGGCCGUGAAGUCCAACGCGAACUUGACCCAGCCCAAGGACCUCCUCAAGGUGGCGAUCGGGGCCGCCUUCGACGAGGUCGAGGAGGCCUUCAACAAGACGAGGCAGUUCGAGUUCAAUACCCCGCAAGAGAAGGCCGCAUUUGAGGACUGCAAGCACCUGCUGGAGGAUGCCAUGGAAGAGCUGGGCUUCUCUGUGAACAACCUCGGCGACAGUAUAGGAAAGUUCUCCUCCAAGACCCCGGACUUGAACAAUUGGUUGAGCGCCGUGAUGUCCUACCAGCACGCGUGCGUGGAUGGGUUCCCCGACGGUAAACUGAAGACCGAAAUGCAGAAGACAAUGAAGAUCGCCGAGGAACUCACCAGCAAUUCCCUUGCCAUCAUCUCGGAGGUGUCGUCGUUCCUUUCCACGUUCCAAAUUCCAGGAGCUACGCGACACCUCCUUGAGAAGGAGGCGUCGGGGCUGGCAGCUGCGGAUGAGGAUGGGCUUCCCAGAUGGAUGAAUCAAGAGGAGAGGAGGAUGUUGAAGGGCAAUAAUGGUGCGAAAUUGACUCCGAAUGUUGUUGUGGCAAAGGACGGCAGCGGGAAAUUCAGGACUAUCUCUGAGGCAUUGGCGGCGAUGCCAGAGAAGCACACCGGAAGAUAUGUCAUCUACGUCAAAGAAGGAGUUUACGAUGAGUACAUCACCGUGACAAAAAAGAUGGUUAACGUGACCAUGUACGGGGAUGGGUCGCGGAAGACGAUUGUUACCGGCAACAAGAACUUUGUAGAUGGAGUCAGGACUUUCCAGACCGCGAGUUUCACUGCUCUUGGAGAGGGCUUUAUGGCCAAGGCUAUGGGGUUCAGGAACACGGCGGGCCCAGAGAAGCACCAGGCGGUGGCCAUCCGAGUCCAGUCAGACCGCGCCAUCUUCCUCAACUGUAGGUUCGAGGGGUACCAGGACACCCUGUACGUGCAGACCCACCGCCAGUUCUACCGCAGCUGCGUGAUUGCCGGCACAGUCGACUUCAUCUUUGGGGAUGCCACCGCCGUCUUCCAGAACUGCCUCAUCGUGGUGCGCAAGCCUCUAGACAACCAGCAGAACAUCGUCACGGCGCAAGGGCGUUACGACAGGCGUGAGACCACGGGGGUUGUCCUCCAGAACUGCCGCAUAACAGCCGACAAGAAACUCAUCCCCGUCAAGUCCAAGAUCCGGACCUACCUGGGCCGGCCCUGGAAGGAGUUCUCGAGGACCAUCAUCAUGGAGUCAACAAUCGGGGACUUCAUUGAUCCGGCAGGCUGGCUGCCAUGGGAGGGUGAGUUUGCGCUCAAGACCCUGUACUACACGGAGUUCAACAACAAGGGACCGGGCGCAAAGCUCGAGGCCCGAGUGAAGUGGCCCGGUUACAAGAGGAUCAAUAAGCAGGAUGCGGCCAAGUUCACUGUCGGGACUUUCCUUGAUGCGGAUUGGGUCAAGCAAGCCGGUGUCCCUAUUCACUUCGGCCUGUAUUACUGAGUCUCUCCGAGUAUCAGACCGAUGAGUGUGGAUUGUGCAGGGAAAGUGAUCACUGAAAUGGAUUCUUUUGCAGACGGAGGAAAACAAACUCAUACUUCAUUGGUAGAGACUCUACAAUGUGAAAAUCCUGGGCUUUUAUAUUA